Messenger RNA from Carlito syrichta (Philippine tarsier), 1760 nucleotides. It is a transcript of the gene CUNH14orf39, whose product is annotated as chromosome unknown C14orf39 homolog. Gene Ontology annotation, biological process: homologous chromosome pairing at meiosis; spermatogenesis; meiotic DNA double-strand break processing involved in reciprocal meiotic recombination. Gene Ontology annotation, cellular component: central element. NCBI's taxonomy places the organism in Eukaryota, Metazoa, Chordata, Mammalia, Primates, Tarsiidae. The transcript is spliced from 17 exons. The coding region runs from base 6 to 1760 and encodes 584 amino acids. The record is from RefSeq and is a predicted model, not a curated record.
CCAGAAUGAAUGACAACCUAUUUCUCAGUUUGGACAGACUUUUGGUAGAGUUUGUCUUCCAGUAUGAGCAAGACAUAAGCGCUAAAGAAGAUAUGAUUCAAAGAAUUAAUAAAUGUGUUGAAGAUAUUAAAGAAAGCAAAGUAACUAUUUGUAAGAUACAGGAAACUAUAAAUACAACAGAUGAAGAAAUUGGUCAUUACUGUAAACAUAGUAAGGAGAUCAAAGACAACUGUAGUAACUGGAAACCAACAUGUGAUGUUUUUUAUAAACAUGAAGAUUAUAUGCAGGAUCGAUUUACUGCUUAUCAAGAAGCUAUUGAAAAAGACAAAAAAAUGUAUCAUGAUUAUGUAUGUCAGUAUAAAGAUGUUUUGAAGCAAUACCAACUAAAAUACUCAGAAACACCUUUUGCACGUAAAUAUUAUGAGAAGAAAAGAGAACAUGAAGAAAUUCAAAACAGAGUGUUGACAUGUACUAAACAACUAAAAAUGAAUGAAGCUAUUUUAAUGAAAUUUCUAGUGCCUGCUCCCUUUCCAUCACUUAUUAAAUGGACAUUACACAUUAUUCACUUGAGAUGUAAAACACAAGAUAUUCUUAAGCAUGCCAACAAUUUUACCAAAAGUUCAUCUGAAUUGAAGAAAGAAGCAGAUGAAAUGGAAAUAGAAAUUAAUUACUUAAAGCAGCAGAUUGCAAAACUUUAUGAAAAUAAGAAUCUUUCAGAAAUUCUGGAAGAAAAGAACAAUACAGAAAAGGGAAGAGAAUUGAAAGAAAGAAUUUUUGAAAAAGAUGAACACGUACUUGUGUUGAAUAAAACCCUGCAAAGCAGCCAAUUAUUUCUUCCUUUUGAGUCUCAGAGAUUAGUACAACCAAAAAAGAUGCAUUCUUCAGAACCAAGAGUUAGAGAUAAAAAAGAAGAAAGUUCUGUGAAGCUGUCAAAGCUUGCCAAUAUUGACUUCAGACAAAAAGAAAAUGAUACAGAGGUACUUAAUGACUCUGCCAUGGGUAACCAUUCAAAAUGUUCACAUGUUACUGCUAUCAAAAGUUCACAAAAUGUUAUGCAAUUCAGAUUGUUAACCCCACAGAAACAAUCAAAUUGCAGUCUGUUUGAAAAAGGAGAUACAGAUGCUGAGUAUGAGGAUAAAGGGACAGUAAGACAAUUAAGAGAAUCAAAAUGUACUUCACAAGCUAUAUAUACAGAACAUUUUGGGAAAACAAUAGAAAAUAAUAACGAAGUUGAAGAACGGGCUGAGGAUUUUCCACAAACUCCUGAAAUUCCUGCAUUUUUAAGAACUCCUGAAGCUGUGAAAACACCUGAAUCUUUGGAGAAAAUACAGUUCCCUAAAACGCCCUUGUUUGAAAUUAACAGAAAUAGAAAUGCAGUAUUUGAAGUUCAAACACAGAAGGAGUCUCCUGGACUUUCUUUUCUUAUGAGUUAUACUUCUAGAUCACCUGGAUUGAAUUUAUUUGAGUCUUCUAUAUUUGAUACAGAAGUCUCAUCAGAUCAGUUUAAUGAACAUUAUUCUGUAGGAAAUCGAAAUCCUUUGUCAUCACAAAAAGAAAUUGGAAACUUGUUUGAGAAACCGGAAGAAGAUACCUUUACAUUUUCUUUUCCAUCAGACACUUCAACUCAUACAUUUGGAGCUGGAAAAGAUGAUUUUAGUUUCCCAUUUUCCUUUGAACAGGAUCAAAAUGCAAUACCUUCUUCUUCUCUAAAAGGUUUUUCAUCUUCCUCACAAAAUACAACACAGUUUACUUUUUUUUGA